Molecule: messenger RNA, 1935 nt
Organism: Entamoeba invadens IP1
Lineage: Eukaryota; Evosea; Mastigamoebida; Endamoebidae
Product: antigenic protein NP1, putative
Exons: 1
Source: RefSeq, a predicted model, not a curated record
AUGACAACGAUUGUUGUUGUUUCAGUUGUUGCAAUAACUCUUGGUGUUGUUUUAAGUAAAGAUAGUUCUUCAGGAAGUAAUACAACAAAUGGUGGUGCGGAUAACAAUAACAACCAACCCAAUGACAAUAAUAAUGACAACAAUGACAACAACAAUGGCGGGGAUGAAAGUCCGACCUUGAAAGGAUAUGUUUUGAAUAACAAAUACAUGUCAAAUGAAAUGGAUACAUCUGAAAUUUUGAGUCAAAAGGCGUUCAGUGGAAACAAGCCACAAAUUAUGGCUUUUAAAUACAAAAAAUAUCCACACUACAAAAGCACAGACACCUUCACACAAGAAGAAAAACAGAACAUUGUCACUGAAAACACUCAAAUUUGGCAAAACGUCAUUUCUUCAAUAAAAGCAGGGACUUUUGGUCGGAUGGAUCCAGCUUUAGGUGGUGAAAUGCAAUUUGAAGCCGAAUCUGUAAAUUGGUCUGCUCCUCGUCUUAAAGUUCGAUAUGGGGUCAAUCCUGUGUUGUAUGGAAUGCGUUUAGUCGCUUACAAUUUUCCUGGAGAAGUUUUCACUAUAACAGUUCCUGCUGGUACUAAUAUCCAAAAUGGUCCUGUUAAGAUAUGUAUUGGGAAGUGCAACUCAGAAGUUGCUUUCCAGUACUUAGAUGCUUCUUCGUUCAACAAUCAGCGUAUGCCAAAAGACUCCUAUGUGUUCUACUUGAAUCAAAUCGACUUAGAUGCAAACAGGCAAUAUAAACUUGGCUCGCCAUUUGGCGGAGGAAUUUUCGUGUGGACUUCUGAGGAUAUAUUGGAUUGGGAUCCAUUCUACUUAGAGUUUGAUAAUGUUGGUCAAGCACCCAUUAUUAAUUAUGGAGUGACUACAAAUGAACAGUGGAAAACAUUAAAGAAUGCACCAGGUACUGUUUCUGAAAUUAGGACUCCAGGUGUCAGAGUUGUCUCAACGAGCAGAAAUAUAAGAAAUGUAGAAGACGCAGAAUUUGUCCAAAAUUGGUGGCACAAGUCCAUUUCUAGCUCAAGUUAUCUGGGAGAGACUUACACAACAAUGCCAAUCACUUUAAUAUUCGACGAACGGAUUGAUGUCGGUGCGGCUGACUCUUAUGUAGGUUCUUGGUUCUCCCAAUUACCACCUUCAUGGGCUGCAGGUGUAAUGAAUAAGGUGAAUAUGAUUGGGUCGACAAAUUGGGGCACUUUGCAUGAAUUGAAUCAUCAUAUGGAAGGUGCGACGUUACGAGGAGGAUUAUGGGGUUUUGGUGUUGACGAGACGAAUACCAAUGUGAUGCUCUCUAUGUUCCACAAUGAUUAUUCUAAUAUAGCAUCAAGAAGACAUAAGGGGUUAACUGGCACUGAUUACGUUGUUGAUGGAUAUUAUAUGAUGAAUCCAGUCUUUAAUGGCAAUAACAAAGACAAUUUAAGAUGUUACUUGGCUCCACUAUUUGAGUUUGGUACGAUUGGUAUAGGGAGAAUGAUUAACAACUAUUAUCACAUGUUUUAUGAUGAAUUGUAUGGAACCAAAUUUGGGAAAGCACGAACAGAUACUGGAAUUUACUGUUUGUUACUUGCAAGAGCACUUGAGAGAGACACUCAAUACUACUGUAAAUUGUUUGGAAAGGCUAUUGAUGCCAAUAUUGUGACUUAUAUGAAAACAUUCAAAUACAAAACCUUCUAUCCAUUUUAUAAUGUGUACGCACACACACAAAAUGGUAAUAAAUUUGGAAGACCGUAUACUAUCCCACAUAACACACAGACUCGACUUGACUUUGUGAAAUUUACUGCAUAUGAUAAAACGGCUAAAAACCUCAAAUUUGAGUUGCUUGAUGGACUUAAAAAGGGAAAACUUGUUGAAAUUUCGAACGGUGUUUUCGACUACACUCCUUCAUUUGCACUGAACGAGACUGACUAUUUUAAAAUGAAAUUCACAUGCACC